Messenger RNA from Nicotiana tabacum (common tobacco), 4564 nucleotides. NCBI's taxonomy places the organism in Eukaryota, Viridiplantae, Streptophyta, Magnoliopsida, Solanales, Solanaceae. The record is from RefSeq and is a predicted model, not a curated record.
AUUUAUUUAAAGUUUUGACUUUCUAUUUUGAAGAAAUAAUAAGAUGUUAUUUUUUUAUCAAGAAAAGGAUUAUGUUAGUGGAAAUCAACAACUUGGAAAAAUUUGUAGUCUGAUAUGAUGAUAUAUUAUUUGUCUAGUAUGAUAUGAUGCUAUAUUAAUUAUUAUGGCAGUGCUGAAGAAACAAAGAUUUUAGUACAGCAGCAAUUUUAUAUGCAGACCUCAAAGAUUGGCUUAAGUAUUGGUUUACUUUCAUCAGUAACUCAAUUCAUAUGGUCAAACUCAACCUAUCUUAAUCCCGAGAGUUUUGAUUGAUUGAUGAUGAAGGUUGUUAACCACAAAAGUGUCUAAUCCUCAUAUGAGUCCCCGGCUAAAUAUUAUCUUAUAUUGACACCUUGUUGUUAUAAAUUGCUCAUCUAGUAAGUGAUCUUGUGUUCAUUUUCAUCCAGUUAUCAAGUUAGUGUCUAGAAAAUCAUAAAAUUAUAAUUUUUUGGUAGAAAGAAAAGAAAACAUCAUUUCAUUGAUGCUGGUAGAUUAAAUACCAAGAUUUUUGUCCAUAUUCGGGAAUCGCCAAAAGUUUUAUGAAAAGAAACAAAAGUUGAAAAUUUAUAAUCUCUCUCCAAAACUAGUUCAACCUUAGAAAGCCACAUGUCUUCGUUUGUUACAUGUUGCAUUUACAUUUCAACACCUAUUUAUUACUUGCUUCCCAUUUUAUCUUUAUACAUGAGUAUUUAUUUAUCAAAAAGCGAGGUGUGUAUAUUUAUUUGUGGUCAUGUCAUUUUAAUUUGUUCCCAGCGAUGUAGUAGUUGAUAAUCUUUAGCAUCAUUCAUUUCAAAUGUCAUAUUAUUUUUCGAUAUAAGAUUAGGCAACAGUUUUUUUUGGGCAAUGGAAAUUUAUCAUUUUCGAAAACCAGUUCCGAUUCAUGUCGGGUCGUUCGACUACGACAAUCAUUCAUCUUGUAAGGAGGUUGGUGGAGUAGUAUAGGGAGAGGAAGAGGGACUUGCAUAUGGUGUUCAUUGAUCUAGAGAAAACAUAUGACAAAGUUGCAAGGGAGGUUAGAGGUGUUCUUAUGGCUUACACUAGGGCAAUUAAGGACAAUGUACGAUGGAGCUAAAACUCAUGUGAGGACAAUGAGAGGGGACUCAAACUACUUUCCAGCUGUGAUGGGGUUGCACGAGGGGUCAGCUCUUAGCUCGUUUUUAUUUGCCUUGGCACUGAAUGCACUGAUGCGUAACAUUCAAGGGGAGCUGCCAUGGUGUAUGUUUUUUGCGGAUGAUAUUGUACUGAUUGACGAGCCACGAGACAGUGUUAACGCGAGAUCGGAGGUUGGGAGACAGACCUUGGAGUCUAAGGGUUCAAGUUGAGUAGGACCAAGACAGAGUAUUUGGAGUGCAAGUUCAGUGACGAGACUAAUGAAGUGAACGUGAGGCUUGAUACACAACUCAUCCCCAAGAGAGAGUUUCAAGUACUUGGGGUCUAUAAUCUAAGGAGAUGGGGAGAUUGACGAGGAUGUUACCCAUCGUAUUGAAGCGCGGUGGGUGAAGUGGAGGCUCACAUCCGGUGUUUUAUGUGAUAAGAAUGUGCCGCUUAAACUUAAAGGUAAGUUCUACUGAGUGCUAGUUAGACCGACUAGGGCAGUCAAGGACUCCCAUCUCCAGAAGAUGAAAGUAGAAGAGAUGUUGAACUUCAGAAAGGAUGUGCAGGUAUACCAGGAUUGAUAAGAUUAUAAAUGAAGAUGAGGAUGUUGAGAUGGAUGUGCGGGCAUACCAGGAUUGAUAAGAUUGUAAAUGAAGAUAUUUUGGCCAGGGUGAGAGUGGCUCCUGUGGAGGACAAGAUAUGGGAAGCUAGACUUAGAUGGUUUGGGCAUGCGAAUAGAAGCACAGAUGCUCCGGUACGGAGGUGCGAGAGGUUGGCCUUAGUGGGUUUGAGAAGAGGUAGAGAUAGGCCAAAGAAGUAUUGGGAAUAUGUGAUUAGGCAGAAUAUGGCGUUGCUUCAGUUGUCAGAGGACAUGACCCUUGAUAGAAAGGUGUGAAGAUCGAAGAUUAAGGCGCAUCAUGAUGUUUUCCGCCAGAUGGUCGAUUUGAUUGGUAUAACAUCCAUAAUGGAGGUUUUGGUGCGACUUGUAGGUGCCGAUGAUCAAAUUUACCCCAACACAUCGGAUGUGAUGCAAUGGUUAACUGACAGCAAUUUGUUAGAAAUGAUCGUGGAUAAAUUGAGCCCCUCUAGUCCUCCUGAAGUACAUGCUAAUGCAGCAGAGACUCUAUGUGCAAUUACCAGAAACACCCCAUCACCUCUUGCCACUAAAUUAUCUAGCCCAAGCUUUGUUUCAAGGAUAUUUUGUCAUGCCCUUGAAGAUUCACAGUCAAAGUCUGCCCUUGUCCAUUCUUUGACUGUCUGCAUAUCUCUGUUGGAUUCAAAAAGAUCAAUCCCAUCAUUUAUGAUGUAUUCCUUCCGGAGCCAGCAUGUUUACGAGUCACCCAUGCAUGUCAGUCCUGACACUAUUGACGCAAUGUUGCCUAAACUUGGUGACUUGGUCAAGCUGUUGAAUGUGACCUCUGAUGAGAAGAUUCUGCCUACGACAUAUGGUGAACUCAGACCACCUCUAGGGAAGCAUCGCUUAAAGAUUGUGGAAUUCAUUUCUGUGCUACUGAAAGCUGGCAAUGAAGCUGCAGAGAAAGAGUUGAUCAGCUCUGGGACGAUUGAGAGAGUCCUGGAUCUCUUUUUUGAGUACCCUUAUAACAAUGCAUUACAUCAUCAUGUGGAGAGUAUAAUAUACUCAUGCUUGGACAGCAAAAACAAUAUCAUUGUCGACCAUCUUUUUGAAGAGUGUAAUUUGAUUGGGAAGAUACUUCAAACGGAUAAGCAGGCCACAAUUUCUAGUGAUGAAAAACAGCCAACUUUACCUGCUACUGCGAAGCAAGCACCCCGAGUGGGUAACAUAGGACAUAUAACACGGAUUUCUAACAAACUUGUUCAGUUGGGAAAGAAUGACAACCACAUCCAAGAACAUCUUGAGAAAAAUAUGGAAUGGAGUGAUUGGCAAAUUACUGUUUUACAGGAGCGUAAUACGAUCGAAAAUGUCUACCGAUGGGCUUGUGGCCGGCCAACUGCAUUGCAAGACCGGAUGAGGGACAGUGAUGAUGAAGAUGUGCAUGAUAGAGAUUAUGAUGUAGCAGCUUUAGCCAAUAAUCUUAGCCAAGCAUUUCGCUACACCAUAUAUGACAAUGAUGAUGCUGAAGAGGGUCAUGCAGCUGUUGAUCGAGAUGAUGAGGAUGUUUACUUUGACGAUGAAUCUGCUGAAGUUGUGAUAUCAUCCCUCCGAUUGGGAGGUGACCAGGGGAGCAGUUUAUUCACAAACUCAAACUGGUUUGCUUUUCAAGAUGAUAGACUUGGCGAUGCACCUCUGAACACCUCACCUACAGAGGCAAUGGAAGAGAUCAACCUUAAUGGAACAUCAAAUGAUGGGAAUAGCAAUAGUGAUGACGAGGUAGUAGUAGGAGAGGAGGACGAAUUGGCUGAGAGCAAAAAUUCUACAGAUGCAACACCCACUUCUACUUCAAAUGCUGUUAGUGGAUUGGGUGGAUUGGAUUCUGUCAAUGGUGGUAACUUCAGUCAACAAAGCGAGAAAGCAGGUGUGUCAGAUGACAUGGGUUUCUUCCGCUUUGAGACGUCAGACAAUGAUGACCCCUUUGGAGACAGGCCUAUGCCUGAAUGGGCAGCAUGGGGGGAUGCGUCAGAUUUUCAGGUUGGUAGAUCCUCUGUGAACCCAUUUGAAGAUCCUAGUAACUCUAGUGGCCAUCUGGCCAAUUCAGGGGAGGCAACAACUCCGUUGGUAAGUUCCACUUCUGGUGGUAGUGGAGAAUCUCUUCCAAAUGGUGUCUCAACAUCUCCAGAUUCUAGCAAAACUUCAACUGGAUCUGAUUCUAGUCAGAAAGCAACUGCUGUUCCUUCUUUGUUUGAAGAGGAUGUUGAAUUUGUUGGGGUAGAAUUAGAGGGUACUGAAAAGGCAAUGGAACAUGCUCUUAAGGAGGGGAUUGUUGGGGAGGCUGCUCCUUUGAAAAGGAGCACUGUUCCUAAGAAUCCUGAAAAGGAGAGUACAGAUGAUGGUGGGGCAGGAAUAAAGGAAUACAAUGAUGCAAACUACUGGAGGGUUGACCAAGAAGUUGCAGUACUGGAGUAACUGUAUGCGGAAAUCCGUUGAGCUUCAUUUGAACCUGGGAUUCAGCGCUGAUUGCUUGGAUCCCCAUUUUUAGUUGGUGAGGUUAUGCAGCCAGUUGUGUACAGUGGACUUGUUCUCUGAUCGGGAUCAAACGAUAGGCUAAUAUAAUGGUUGUAACUUAUUAUUUACUGUUACACUUCUUGAUGUUUAUUGUUCAGCUUCUUUUUUUCCCAGUUAUCAAAUUUUUGAUCUCUUCUCCCUAUACAUCCGUAAUAUUGUAUCUGGUGUAAAAUCUGGAUAAAGUAGUUCCAGUUUAAGGCAGGCUUAACCGCUUAAGGGCUGCGGUGUUGGAAUAAUCUGGCUUCAUAUCUUCGUUUUGUUAAAUUAUGGAUACAGUUGGCUUUGUUA